Messenger RNA from Megalobrama amblycephala (Wuchang bream), 7660 nucleotides. It is a transcript of the gene synj1, whose product is annotated as synaptojanin 1. The transcript is spliced from 32 exons. NCBI's taxonomy places the organism in Eukaryota, Metazoa, Chordata, Actinopteri, Cypriniformes, Xenocyprididae. Bases 173 to 5059 code for a protein of 1628 amino acids. Gene Ontology annotation, molecular function: phosphatidylinositol-4,5-bisphosphate 5-phosphatase activity; nucleic acid binding. The record is from RefSeq and is a predicted model, not a curated record. Gene Ontology annotation, biological process: phosphatidylinositol dephosphorylation; synaptic vesicle endocytosis.
AACGGUCUGGGGCGUUACCACAGUACUGCAGUUGUCCUUUCUAGGUUCCGGUUGUAUUUCUGUGCUUGAACUACCUGCCCGCUAAUCAUUUUGUUUCUAGCCAUAUACGAUCGCAACCAACCGGGGAAGACAGACACAACUCUGACAGGACUGAAACCGGUUGUGUCGAGCCAUGGCAUUCAGUAAAGGUUAUCGUAUUUAUCAUAAACUGGAUCCACCUCCAUACAGUGUGAUCGUGGAGACCAGAAAUCGAGAGGAAUGCCUGAUGUUUGAGUCUGGAGCUGUUGCUGUACUGUCGGCGGCAGAGAAAGAGACCAUCAAAACGGCAUACACCAAGAUGCUGGAUGCUUAUGGGAUUCUGGGAGUUCUUCGUCUUAACCUUGGAGAUUCUAUGCUCCACAGCCUGGUGGUCGUAACGGGAUGCAGUUCAGUUGGAAAAGUCCAGGACUCAGAAGUUUUUCGGGUAACGGGAACAGACUUCGUCUCUCUGAAGAAUGACCCCUCAGAUGAGGACCGGAUUGCUGAUGUCAGGAAAAUCUUAAACUCUGGGAACUUCUAUUUUGCCUGGUCCUCCACUGGAGUGAGUCUGGACCUCAGCUUGAAUGCACACCGCAGGAUCAGAGAAGACAUAUCGGACAAUCGUUUUUUCUGGAAUCAGUCCCUCCAUCUCCAUCUCAAGCAUUAUGGGGUGAACUGUGAUGACUGGCUGCUGAGGUUAAUGUGUGGCGGUGUGGAGAUUCGCACCAUCUACGCUGGGCACAAACAGGCCAAAGCUUGCGUGAUCUCUCGUCUCAGCUCGGAGAGAGCAGGCACACGCUUCAAUGUCAGAGGCACAAAUGACGACGGCCAGGUGGCCAACUUUGUGGAGACAGAGCAGGUUAUUUUCCUUGACGACAAAGUAUCCUCCUUCAUUCAAAUCCGAGGGUCAAUACCACUGUUCUGGGAGCAGCCAGGAAUUCAGGUCGGAUCCCACCGUGUGAAGCUGUCCCGUGGUUUUGAAGCAAACGCACCAGCUUUUGAGAGACACUUUAGUGCUCUGAGGAGGCUGUAUGGCAAACAGGUGAUCAUCAACCUGCUGGGUAUGAAGGAGGGUGAACACAUGCUCAGUAAAGCAUUUCAGAGUCACCUAAAAGCUUCGGAGCAUGCAAACGCUGUGAGAAUGUUGAACUUUGACUAUCAUCAGAUGGUUAAAGGUGGGAAGACUGACAAGCUCAAUACUGUCCUGAAACCUCAGAUCAGCAAGUUUCUGGAGGAAUGUGGUUUCUUCUAUUACUCAGGGGAGGCCGGCAUUCAGAGAUGUCAAACUGGGACCAUUCGUUCCAAUUGUCUGGACUGCUUGGACCGAACAAACAGUGUCCAGGCUUUCAUUGCACUUGAGAUGCUUCCAAAACAGUUGGAAGACAUGGGUCUGACGGAGAAGCCUCAGCUGGUGGCACGCUUUCAGGAGGUCUUCCGCGCUAUGUGGUCCACCAAUGGAGACUCCGUCAGCAAAAUCUACGCAGGCACUGGCGCUCUGGAUGGCAAGGCUAAGGGUGGAAAGCUAAAAGACGGCGCUCGCUCUGUUACCAGAACCAUUCAGAACAACUUCUUUGACAGCUCUAAACAGGAAGCCAUUGACAUCCUGAGACUGGGCAGCACCCUGAACAGUGACCUGGCGGAUAAAGCACGAGCUCUUCUCACAACCAGCAGCCUGUAUGUCUCUGAGCCCAUUUUACAGUCAGCAUCUCCCAGAGUGCUUCUUGGCAUGUGUCAGAACCACUACAAGUACACACGACCCAAGAAGAUCAGAGUGUGUGUGGGUACAUGGAACGUGAACGGAGGCAAGCAAUUCCGCAGCAUUGCGUUUCGUAACCACACGCUUAAUGACUGGCUCCUGGAUGCCCCUAAGAAGGCCCGUCAUCCUGAAUUCCAGGAUGGGAAAUCCAACCCUGUGGACAUCUUUGCUAUUGGCUUUGAGGAAAUGGUGGAGCUUAAUGCUGGGAAUAUUGUCAGUGCAAGCACCACUAAUCAGAAACUGUGGGCUGCAGAACUGCAGAAGAACCUCUCACGAGAUCAAAGAUACGUGCUGCUGGCCUCAGAGCAGCUGGUUGGUGUGUGUUUGUUCGUCUUCAUACGCCCUCAGCAUGCACCGUUCAUCAGGGAUGUUGCUGUUGAUACAGUGAAGACUGGAAUGGGCGGGGCCACUGGUAAUAAAGGAGGUGUGGCUAUUCGCAUGCUCUUCCACACAACUAGCAUCUGCUUCGUGUGCUCACACUUUGCCGCUGGCCAAUCACAGGUCAAGGAAAGGAACGACGACUACAAUGAAAUUGCACGCAAACUGUCCUUCCCUAUGGGUCGUCUCCUUUACUCUCAUGAUUACGUAUUCUGGUGUGGAGAUUUCAACUACCGAAUAAAUAUUCCUAAUGAAGAGGUGAAGGAGCUGAUCAAACAGCAGAGCUGGGAUGCCCUGAUCGCUGGAGAUCAACUGGUGGAGCAGAAGAAUGCUGGACAGGUUUUCAGAGGCUUCAUUGAAGGGAAGCUGGAUUUUGCCCCCACUUACAAAUAUGACCUGUUUUCGGAGGAUUAUGACACCAGUGAGAAGUGCCGCACACCGGCCUGGACUGACCGUGUGCUGUGGAAGAGAAGAAAGUGGAACUUUGAUAAAACUGCAGAAGAAUUGGAGUUGAAUGUAGUAGGAGCCCCAGUGAAUGAGGAAGAUCAGUACCCAUGGAGCCCUGGAGAGCUCAAGUACUAUGGUAGAGCAGAGCUCAAAACCUCUGAUCACAGGCCUGUGGUGGCCAUCAUAGACGUGGACAUACUUGAGGUGGAUCCAGAGGCCAGACAUCAGGUGUAUAAGGACGUGAUCGCCCUGCAGGGUCCACCUGAUGGAACCAUCCUCGUCUCUCUCUGCACUUCUGGUCCUGAUGACUUCUUUGAUGAUGCUUUGAUCGAUGACCUGUUGGACAAGUUUGCUAAUUUUGGCGAGGUUAUUCUUAUCAGGUUUGUUGAAGAGAAAAUGUGGGUGACAUUUUUGGAGGGAUACUCAGCACUGGCAGCUCUCUCUUUGAGUGCCUCUACUGUGAAUGGAAAGACCAUAGACAUCCGUCUGAGGAGUCCUGGUUGGAUAAAGAGUCUAGAGGAAGAAAUGAGUGUGGAGAGAAUCUGCGGUAGCAUCCCAACGUCCACCAGCUCUACCCUGUUGGCAGAAAACUCUGACAUGGGGGAAGAGUAUGAUAUGGAAGGUGAUGUGGACGAAGAGGUUGAGGAUAUCUUACCCCAGCACCUGCAGCCUGGAGCAGGCAUGGAUCUAGGCUCGUCCCCCACCCCAUCCCCACGCAGCAGCCCCUGCCCCUCUCCUACCCACGGAGAGCCUGCGCCCCCCAUCCGGCCCAGCAGAGCCCCCCCACGCACAGCUGGACCACCACAGGGAGGAUUAAGCCCAGCAUCCAUUAGAAGGGAACUGGCAGGUUCUCCGGUAGAUGGUCAGCCAGCUGGAGCUCCUUCAUCGCAGGGGCUAGAGCCAAAACGCCCCCCUCCUCCACGUCCCAAUGCCCCACCAGCCCGACCUGCACCUCCACAGCGCCCACCACCACCCUCAGGAGGUCCUACACCUGUUAGGAAAGAUUCAGCAGGACAAAAAAGCCCAGCGUUAGCACGUGCAGAUGCAGCUGGUCGAGGUCAAGCAACUGGAACAGCCCCUGGAGGCGCCCCAAGGCCGAUCCCACCUCGAGCAGGAGUUAUCAGUGUCCCUCCUCAGGCAAGACCACCUCCUCCUGCUCAUCCCGGGGCCCCCAGACCCAUAGAAGUGCAUCCUGGGGCCCCCCGACCUUCACUUGAUAAUCACCCCGGAGCACCAAGACCCACUCCUGAACCCCAAAGCAAGCCAUCCGAGCUGCCUCUGGGUCCACCCCCCACACUGCCAGGUCCCAUGAGACCUCAGAUGAUAUCACCCAUGCAACCUCAGUCUAUGUCACCAGUGCAGCCUCCUGUCCAAGCUCAGCUCCCUCCACCAAUGCAGCCCACCUUUCCUGCCCCUCUGAUGCCUCAGCCGGCCUCCCAAGUGUCUGCUGGAGUCGCUGCCGCCCCUCAGUCCGGACUGGCAUCUCCCAAGCCUCCACCCCGGAGCCGGUCCUCUCACACACUGCCACCUGAGUCUGCUCCUCCCCCUACAACCCAGGCCAAGGAUAUGAAUGGAGUCCAAAGAGAAGCACAAUGGAAACUAGACCCCUUCGACAUGCUUAACAACCAGUCCCUCUUCCAGAACGCAUCGUUCUCCGCUUCUCUCCCUCGCUCUUCAUCCUCAUCCACCCCCUCCUCUUCUUCUUCCUCUACGUUACCCAGCUCCCUCUCCCUGUUCUCGUCUCCGGACACCAGCAACGCUCCAUGUCUCCUGCCUCCACCCAUUACCUCACGCAGCAAAUCCCAGGAGACCCUCCGUGCAUCCCCCAAUCCGUUCCUCGCAGAUGCUCAACCCAGACCCAACAGCACCAACCCUUUCACCGGCAACCUGCUGUCCUCCCCUCCCCGAUCACUCACACCCGAUUUCUUCACCCAUCAGCAGGCCCAAGCGGCCAAGCCUGGCCUGAACAGGGCCAUGUCGACUGUGGUUCACAGUUCCACUCUUCCACCAUCUUUCUCCAGACAACAAUCCUUAGUUCCUGCUACAGCAGCAGCCCCAACCAAACAGACCCAAAAGUGGGUCACCUUUGAUGACGAUUCAGACUUCCUUUCAAGAAAUGCUCCAUCCGCAGUUAGGACCGGCUCACCACUUAUACCCGCAGCCUCAUCCCUUCCCUUCCCACAACCCCAGGGCAGCUUCCCCAGCUCGGGCUUUGACUUCCUUUCAGCAAAGGCUCCAUCUGCAGUUGGGACCGGCGCGCCACUUAUACCCGCAGCCUCAUCCCUUUCCUUCCCACAACCCCAGAGCAGCUUCCCCAGCUCAAGCUUUGACAUGGACAGUAACUGGACGUCGCUUCCCACCUCUGCGUUCCCCACAAUCCCCCCUCCAAUCUCAACCAGGACUAAUACCAGCAUCAAAAAUGCCCACAUCCCUUCCAGAAACGAAUUUACAGAGAGAUGAUACAGCGGAGAACAUGUAUGUAAAAUAUGGAGAAAAUAUUAUUGUGUAUCUAUGGUUUGUAUAAAAGUGAGGUGGUGGUAUUGACUUGUUUGUCCGAAAUAAAUGAAUCCAGCUGUUUCUGAGCCCAACUCGGACAGGAAACCAAGAAGAAAUCAAGUAUGUUUAGCACAGUAUGUUUUUUUUUAGAUUUUAAAAUAAUGGGCAGAGAACCUGCAUAGACAUGUACACACAUAUUUGUGUAAAAUUUUACACUUAAAUGGCCAGAUAUUACACAUUUAGACCGCAAAUCAUUCAGCGUCAAGCUACAUAAUCAGAUGUAAAAAAUGUACAAAUAUUAAAUUAUAUAUCUUGUUGCGUUUUCAAUUUCAUUAUUUACUCACCCGGAUGUCAGAACGCAAAAGACGAUAUUUUGAAAAUGUUUUUUUUUUUUUCCCCAUUCAGUGGAUCUCAAUGGGGUUGUUUUGGACCCCAUUGACUUCCAUUAUACGCACAAAACCCGUUAAAACAUUCUUCAAAAUACGUUCCACAGAAGAAAGCAAGUCAAACAGCUUUGUAACGACAUAAGGUGAGUAAAUGAUGAUAGAUCUUUAAUUAUUUGGUGAAAUAUCCCUUUAUUCUGCAAAUAAGAAAAACUUAUUAUCAAAUGCACAGAUUUAAAAUGCCUGGCUUUGUCCAACCUGUUCUACGCCGUCAUAUCCGAUAAAUGGGCUUAACAGUGAGCCAAGAUAUUUUUCGUUGUUUAUCUUAUGAAUGUAUCUUUCACCAGUUUCUAUUGCCUAUGUUUAGAUUCAGACUGGUGUGCGCAGUACAGUUGCUGUGCUUUACUGCAUACUCAAAUCCAGGGUCUAAUUUUUCUGGGUGUUCACGCAAAAGACCCCCCUCCCAUCCCCGUGCAUCCUCUAGCACGGCCAAUGUGCUUAGCUUGUCAAAAUAUAUCUUCUAUACAUAUUCAUAGUGAUUAUAUGUCUUCCUAGUGAGGAAAAAUGUAAAGUAGUUCUGAAUUGUGUUUAUAUUUGCAGCAUAUACAUGCCAUAUCUAAAGUGCACUGAAGAGCUUUGUCCUCUAGGCUUUCAAACACAAAGUUUGAGAUGUUACAUUUGUGUGGAGAGGGCGUAUGAGGGUCACAGUGGCCCUCUCAUUCAUCGACACUGUAUAUACAUGUGCUUUCAGUUUCAUCUGAUCCAAAGCUCACAACAGAACUGCUGUAUUUAACAAAUGUGUAGUGUGUGCGUGUUUGAUUUGGUGGGUUCCUCCUUCAGGUUGUUGGUCAUGCUUUCUUUUGUGCAAUGUGUACUUAUUCGCUCAAUGAAAUAUUUUUUAAUUUCGAUGAACAGGUUGUUGAUAAAUCUAUUUAUUGUUAUGUGGAGGAAUACUGUGCUGUAUUUUGGAGCGUGACGUCUGGUUCUUGUACUUUAGCUGUUUGUGCGAGUGCGCUUGAGUGUUUGCGUCGUCAUGUUGAGGGACUCCGAUAUCUCGAGUACGAGUCAUUAUAGCAUUAUGUCUUCAGACUGUUUUAGAGAAAUAUAUUUGUUAUGGUAUCAAGUAUGGUAUAAUCUUGAGGGGGAAAGCAAACUGUUAAAUGAACACACAGAAGGAUUAUGAAUACCAUAACAUUUAAAGCUACCAUCCUAUGUUGUUUAAUAAUGCCUUAGACAUUUUGGAGAAGUUCAAAUGUGUUUGAUGGGUUUUUAUUGGAUUAAUGGUUCAGCCUCAGUUGUUUUUGUUGAUUCCAUAGCAUUCCAGACUGUGUAAUGAUGCAUUAUGGGUGAAUGAUCAGCCUUCGGGCACUGAUUUUAUGUGUGCAGUAAUUUUACUCAUAUUAUGCAGGUUUUUUAAUGUCCCUCGAGGGCAUAAUGAAAUGAUUCAUUCUUGGUUAAAGUGUAGGUAUUUCAGGAAAGCAGUAUUUUACUUGUACUUUUGUUCCUUGUUUACAUUUUAGGUACAAAUUUAACAUCUGCGUAGUUGUUCAAAUGUUCGCCUGGGAUGUGUUGAGCAACAUAUUUUGGCUUUGAGCUUACAGAUAUAUUUUUGAACCUGAAAAGCACUGAAAAGUUUGUCUCUAUUUGGGGUUUGGUUGAGGAAGGGGUCAGAAGAAUGCUAGCCAGCAAGAUUAUGUGUACUAAUGCAUGAGAAAACCAUUCCAAAAUGCAUUCCAAAGCACUAACUGUGAACAUCUCCAGAAUACAAACAAGUAUCAGGUUAUGGAAAAUAUACUAUAUAUAUAUAUAUAUAUAUUUAUUUUGAUGACUGGUAAACACAGUGUAACCACUUAACAUUCAAAGGCAUUAGAAGUUAUUUGUUCAGGUGUUCUGUAUGUUAUGAAAGCAUUGAAUCUUGACAUUGCCAGUUAUUAAAAACAAAAAAGGUUUUAUAGGAAUUAAUUAACUCCUUUUGUGAAGUUAACUCUCCUAUGUAGCUUUUAGCCCAGUAGUGAACAAAAGUCUGUGGUAUUAACCUUAUAUGUAUGUAUUCACAAACCCCAAAACUGCAAUUCAGUAACGAGUACUCGAUCUGUAAUUUAAGUGCAUACCAAAACUGCACAUUUAUGUAUGGAGCAAUUGAUGUUGUAUGUAUGCAAUAAUAAAUGUAAUUCAACAUGAA